Molecule: messenger RNA, 3695 nt
Organism: Gastrolobium bilobum
Lineage: Eukaryota; Viridiplantae; Streptophyta; Magnoliopsida; Fabales; Fabaceae
Product: histone-lysine N-methyltransferase ATX3-like
Exons: 23
Coding region: 382-3465 (1027 amino acids)
Biological process (GO): regulation of transcription by RNA polymerase II
Molecular function (GO): protein binding
Source: RefSeq, a predicted model, not a curated record
UUUCACGUUGCGUUUUCCCGGGAAUUCUUCUUCUGCGUUGUUCUCCGCUAAUCUUUUCGGAGAUCGAAUCUUGCGAAAUCCUCUUUUUCUCUCUUUUUUGUUUUUUUUGUUUUUGUGUUUUCCUGUGAGUUUUCUCACAAGGGAAAAACCGCUGAGAGUUUUCGUUUUUGAUUCAUUGGUGGGUGGCUUCAUUGUUUCGAUUUAGGGUUUUGUAAUCGGAUUUCUGCGGGUCUCGGGGUUGCAAGAUUGGUGAAAGAUUGGAAAGCUGUGAUAAUUGGAUAAUUAUCCGUGCCUCGGGAGUUUUCGGUCCCGAAUUGUGGGAUUCUUGGCUGCGUUGCUUCGAUUUCGAUGUGAAAUUAGGGUUUUGGGGAUGAUUACAACAUGAUAAUUAAGCGGACUAUGAAAACUGAAAUGCCGAACCUGAAACGGUGUAAACUGGACGAGGCAGAUUCCGAGGGUAAGAAAAAGCGAAGGGUGAAUGGGUUUUACUCUCUUGGUAUGCCUGGUGAUGCUGAAGAUUUUAGUAGCGGUUCUGGCUCUUGGAGCAGUGAAGGUUCGUACUGGGGUGGUGGUGUUGGUGGGGGUGGUGAGGUUCAGUCUAAUUCAAAUUCUGUAAGGUUGAAUGGCAAGACGGUGCAAGGCCGGGGCUCCCAAGCGCCGCGGCCUCCGCUGUUGCGGUCGUCGCGUGGCCGCGUUCAAAUGCUUCCUUCGAGGUUCAGUGACUCAGUUAUUGAUAAUUGGAAGGAUCGAGGAAUCAAAACGGAGGAUGGAGACUCCAUCUUUGAUGAAGAUUAUAGGGAGGGUAUUAGUGCAAAGGUAUUUGUAAAACUGGAUAAGAGUGAUAACCACCAUGGCUUGGAAAAUUCUGAUUUGGGUGGCAUAGGUUUAAAUGGUUUUGAUAAAAAGGAGAAUGCUGAUUCGUCUAGUAUCAGGACGGUGAAAACUGAUAGUAAUACGUCUGGUAUUAGCUUUGAAGGUGUAGACCAAAAGCCUAAUGGGAAUGCUGGAAAGAGGAAAGAGGUUUACAAGCCUGAGGAUUUUGCUUUGGGUGAUAUAGUUUGGGCAAAAUGUGGGAAGAGAUAUCCUGCUUGGCCUGCUCUAGUCAUUGAUCCCAUCUUGGAGGCUCCCAAAUCCGUGCUGAGUUGUUGUGUUCCCGGUGCACUGUGCGUUAUGUUUUUUGGUUAUUCCAAAAAUGGAACGCAAAGGGACUAUGCAUGGGUGAAGCAGGGAAUGGUAUUUCCGUUCUUGGAAUUCAUGGACAGGUUCCAGGGGCAGACGCGGUUGUACAAGAGCAAACCAAGUGACUUUCGCAUGGCACUGGAAGAGGCAAUGUUGGCAAAAGAUGAUUUUCUUGAAUCACAGUUGGAAGCAGAGGAAGAAGUAACUACUGUAAAAGCUCAUCCUGAUGGACUUACAGAGGCCACGGGUUCAUGUUUUGAUCAGGAAUAUUACUGCGAGGGUCAGGAUACAAGAUCUUGUGCUGGCUGUGGUUUGAUGUUGCCAUGCAAAACCAUGAAGAAGAUUAAGGAUUCAAGCUGUGCGCCUCAAUUUUAUUGCAAACAUUGUGCUAAGUUACGUAAAUCAAAGCAAUAUUGUGGCGUUUGCAAAAAGAUUUGGCACCAUUCAGAUGGUGGGAAUUGGGUAUGCUGUGAUGGUUGUAAUGUUUGGGUGCAUGCCGGGUGUGCUAAAAUUUCCAGCAAACUUUUAAAGGAUCUGGAAAAUACAGAUUACUAUUGUCCAGAUUGCAAGGGAAAAUUCAUUUGUAACUCACCAGCAUCACAAACAUACAAGUCCAAAAUCAAUUCAAUAGAGAAGAGCCAAAAACCUAUGAUACCUGAGAAGGUAACGGUGGUGUGCAAUGGCAUGGAAGGAAUUUACAUCCCAAAUCUUCAUUUAGUUAUGUGCAAGUGUGGCUCUUGUGGUUCAAGGAAGCAGACCCUGACUGAAUGGGAAAGACAUACAGGUUGCAGAGCCAAAAAAUGGAAACAUAGUGUGAAAGUUAAAAGUACAAUGCUACCGCUAGAAAACUGGGUAUGCAUUAGUUCUUGCUAUAUCACAGAAAACGUUUCACAAAAUGGAGUUCCCCAGCAGUUAGAUCAGCAGCAGGUGCUUGCUUUUUUGCAAGAGAAGUAUGAGCCAGUUCAUGCAAAAUGGACAACAGAAAGAUGUGCCAUUUGCAGAUGGGUUGAAGAUUGGGAAGAUAACAAAAUUAUUAUCUGCAACAGGUGCCAAAUAGCAGUCCACCAAGAAUGCUAUGGAGCAAAGAGUGUUCAGGAUUUUACUACUUGGGUUUGUAGAGUAUGUGAAACUCCUGAUGUUGAGAGAGAGUGUUGCCUUUGUCCAGUAAAAGGUGGUGCACUAAAGCCAACUGAUGUUGAGAUGUUGUGGGUUCAUGUAACAUGCGCUUGGUUUCGUCCUGAAGUUGUUUUCCAAAACCAUGAGGCCAUGGAACCUGCCUUAGGAAUCCUCAGAAUUCCUCCUAAUUCCUUUGUUAAGACUUGUGUGAUCUGUAAACAAAGCCAUGGUUCCUGUACAACUUGCUGCAAGUGUGCUACUCAUUUUCAUGUGACGUGCGCAUCAAGAGCGGGAUAUAGUACGGAAUUGCAUUCUGUGGAGAAGAAUGGGACUCAAAUAACAAAGAAGUUAAUAUACUGUGCAGUUCACAGGGUCCCAAAUCCAGAUUCAGUACUGGUUGUACAUACAUCCCUGGGGGUUUUCUCUCCCAGAACUUCAAUCCAAAAUCAUAAAGGAUCCUUAAGGGGAUCAAGACUGGUUUCAUCAAAGAAUGUAGAGCUUAAUGAAUAUUCAUCCACUGAAAAUAACAAGGUUGAGCCACUGUCUGCUGCCAGAUGUCGUGUGUACCAAAGGUCUCCUAAUAAGAGGGCUGAUUUGCCAAUAAUUCACUUACUGAGGGGACCCAGCCUUCAUUCUUUAGGUGCAAUAACUCAAUUGAACAGCUAUAAGGAUGCUGAAGAUUCUAAAGCAUUUACUUCUUUCAAGGAACGUCUUGACCAUUUACAGAAAAUGGAAAAACUUAGAGUUUGCUUUGGAAAAUCGGGUAUUCAUGGAUGGGGCCUCUUUGCUCGUAGAGAUAUACAAGAAGGAGAGAUGGUUGUUGAGUAUCGUGGUGAGCAGGUAAGGCGUAGUGUUGCUGAUCUCAGGGAAGCAAAAUACCGUUCAGAAGACAAAGAUUGCUAUCUGUUCAAGAUCAGUGAGGAAGUGGUAAUUGAUGCAACGCACAGGGGCAAUAUUGCACGUUUAAUAAACCAUUCUUGCAUGCCAAACUGCUACGCAAGGAUUAUGAGCUUGGGUGAUCAGGAGAACCGGAUUGUUCUUAUUGCCAAGACCAAUGUUUCUGCUGGUCAAGAGCUAACGUAUGAUUACUUGUUCGAUCCAGAUGAGCAGGAUGAACUGAAAGUUCCCUGCUUUUGCAAAGCCCCCAAUUGUAGGAAAUUUAUGAACUAGGUUCCCCAUUUUUUGUUCUAGGAGCAAUUGCAGUUACCUAACCAUAGAGUAAACAUUUGUCCAUUGAGCCUUUUUUUUAUUAUAAUUUUUUAAUUUUUUUACAAGUUCAGUAUAAUUUGUAUAUCAUUUUUGUUAUAUAAUAAAAUAGAAAAAUUCUGAGGAAUUGAGCUGGAGGCAAUUUUGUAACUUGCCACAUGGUUCCUCUAUAUAAACCCAAAUUGUUUUGACAU